Molecule: messenger RNA, 372 nt
Organism: Rotaria sp. Silwood2
Lineage: Eukaryota; Metazoa; Rotifera; Eurotatoria; Philodinida; Philodinidae
Source: the annotation of a GenBank genome assembly
AUGACAAAGGCAAAUAAGUGGUGUUCUCACCCUAUUCGGCAUGCUGAAGCACGUAAAGUUGGACGGUCUCCAUCGGAUCCUAAAGGAAUAUAUCGUGUGUCGUUGCAACUUAUGAAAUUUCUCAAUCAACAAUAUGGUGUCACUGGUAUUAAUUCUUCGCAGUUGAAUAUGGGAAAAUUUUACAUAUGUACUCGUUGCUACGAGUAUGAGAUGGAUCGAAUGAAAAGUACUCGGAACUUUUCAAGCAAUCUAGAACUAGUUAAUAAUGGUAAUGAAUCAGCUGAAGAUAUGGAACUACGUUUAUCAAUUGACUCUUUGCAUAUGCAAGACAUUUCCGAAGUUAAUUAUUCUGUUUUAUGGGUAACAAUUUAA